Molecule: messenger RNA, 6325 nt
Organism: Protopterus annectens (West African lungfish)
Lineage: Eukaryota; Metazoa; Chordata; Ceratodontiformes; Protopteridae
Product: periodic tryptophan protein 2 homolog
Exons: 21
Coding region: 171-2894 (907 amino acids)
Biological process (GO): ribosomal small subunit assembly; maturation of SSU-rRNA from tricistronic rRNA transcript (SSU-rRNA, 5.8S rRNA, LSU-rRNA)
Cellular component (GO): Pwp2p-containing subcomplex of 90S preribosome; small-subunit processome
Molecular function (GO): protein binding
Source: RefSeq, a predicted model, not a curated record
AGCCGGUCCUGACCCGGAAACAUAAACAGUCACGCCUGAGAUGCUUAUAGUCCAUGUGAGUGCAAGUGCAGAAAGUGGUUAACUAUUGGGGAUCAAAUCACGAUUUUUUUGGAGUUAGGAAAUCUUAUAUACGCUGAGUGUAGUUUUCAGUACUUUAAGUCAUUGCAACAAUGAGGUUUGCAUAUAAAUUUUCUAACCUGCUGGGGACAGUGUUUCGUCAUGGAAAUCUGAAUUUUUCUAAAGAUGGAAACUCUGUCAUAAGUCCUGUUGGAAACAGAAUUACCAUUUUUGAUCUGAAGAAUAACAGGGCAGAAACUUUGCCAUUGUCUACGUCCUAUAACAUCAAAUGCGUAGGACUGUCCCCAGAUGGAAAUUUUGCUAUUCUUAUUGAUGAAGAGGGAGCUGCUUUGCUUGUCAGUCUGAUCACAAAGUGCGUUUUACAUCAUUUCAAUUUCCACAAGCCUGUGCACUCUGUUAGCUUCUCCCCUGAUGGCAGGAAGUUUGUGGUUACAAAAGAAAAUGUUGCUCUUAUGUACCAUGCACCUGGAAAGAAGAAAGAAUUCAAUGCAUUUGUUCUAGAUAAAAGCUAUUAUGGACCAUAUGAUGAGACUACAUGCAUAGACUGGACAGUUGAUUCCAAGUGUUUUGCAAUUGGGAGUAAAGACAUGUCAACAUGGGUCUUUGGAGCAGAAAGGUGGACUAACCUGAUAUAUUAUUCUCUUGGAGGUCACAAGGAUGUUAUCAUUGGAUGUUUCUUUGAGGAUGAUAGCCUUGAUCUGUAUACUGUAAGUCAGGAUGGUACAUUGUGCGUGUGGCAAUGUGAUACAGAACUGGAAGGUCUGAAGGCCAGGCUUCCGAAGGAUUCUUCAGGAAAUCUGCAAGAUGAACCGGAUGAAGACCUGAAUGAAGAAGGAGAGUCAAGGGGAGUGGAAAUCCGUGGAAAGGCCGGUCAGCAGCAACAAGAAGAUAGUGGAAAAGUGAAAUAUUAUCGACUUGCAAAGCAUUUUUUCAACAAAGAGGGGGACUUCAACAGCUUGACAGCUGCAGCUUUCCAUAAGAAGACGCAUUUACUAGUCACAGGUUUUGCCUCGGGCAUCUUCCAUCUCCAUGAGCUUCCGGAAUUUAACCUAAUCCACUCUUUGAGCAUUUCAGACCAGAGGAUAGCUUCCAUUUCUAUCAACAGUACCGGAGACUGGAUUGCUUUUGGAUGUGCGGGUCUUGGUCAGCUUCUGGUUUGGGAAUGGCAGAGUGAAUCAUAUGUUCUCAAACAACAAGGCCAUUUCAACAACAUGGCAUCAUUGGCUUAUUCUCCUGAUGGGCAGUACAUCGUUACUGGAGGAGAUGAUGGCAAGGUUAAAGUGUGGAGCACAAGUAGUGGAUUUUGUUUCGUUACUUUUACUGAACAUACCAGCAGUGUCACAGCUGUCACAUUCACUGCAUCUGGACAUGUUAUUGUAAGCGCAUCACUUGAUGGGACAGUUCGGGCUUUUGAUCUACACAGGUAUCGUAAUUUUCGAGCCUUUACUUCCCCUCGCCCAACUCAGUUUUCUUGCCUCGCAGUAGAUUCAAGUGGUGAAAUUAUAUGUGCUGGAUCCCAGGAUUCCUUUGAAAUAUUUGCCUGGUGUAUGCAGACAGGGCGUUUGUUAGAGGUAUUAGCAGGACACGAAGGACCCAUUAGUGGCCUGUACUUUAACCCUACACGGUGCGUGCUAGCAAGCGCAUCUUGGGAUGCCACAGUUCGACUCUGGGAAAUGUUGGACAGCUGGAAAACAAAGGAAACACUUAACUUAAAUUCAGAUGCUCUUGCAGUGACAUUUCGUCCUGAUGGAAAGCAAAUUGCAGUUGCCACCCUGAAUGGUCAAAUCACUUUCUGGGACCCUGAUAAUGGAGUACAGACUGGAUCUAUUGAAGGCAGACAUGACUUACAGUUGGGAAGGAAGGAGUUGGACAAAAUUACAGCUAAACAGUCUGCCAAAGGAAAGUCUUUUACUACUCUUUGUUACUCAGCAGAUGGACAGUCUAUUUUGGCUGGAGGGCAGUCAAAAUUUGUCUGUAUAUAUCAUGUGAAAGAACAGAUUCUAAUGAAGAAAUUUGAAAUUUCUUGUAAUCUUUCAUUGGAUGCAAUGGAGGAAUAUUUGGACCGAAGGAAAAUGACUGAGUUUGGCAGCUUAGCAUUGAUUGAUGAAGGUGCUGGUGAUGAAAAUGGUGUUGCUAUCCCACUGCCUGGUGUAAAGAAAGGUGACAUGAGUUCUCGACAUUUCAAGCCAGAGAUCCGAGUGUCUUGUCUUCGCUUUUCUCCCACAGGGCGAAGCUGGGCAGCAACAACAACUGAGGGCCUUCUUAUAUACUCCUUGGACAGUGGCCUCAUUUUUGACCCAUUUGAACUUGAUAUGGACAUUACACCAAGCAGUAUACAUCGAGUACUACAUCAGAAGCAAUACACUGCAGCCAUUGUCUUGGCUUUUCGAUUAAAUGAGAAGAAGUUGAUUCAGGAAGUCCUUGAAAAUGUUCCGCAGAGUGAAAUUGAAAUUGUCUGCACAUCCCUCCCUGACAUUUAUGUAGAAAAGGUUCUACAUUUCAUUGCUACAGCCUUGGAUACAUCUCGUCACUUGGAGUUUUAUCUUACCUGGGCGCAGAGACUACUGAUGUUGCAUGGACAGAAGCUCAAGGCAAGGUCUGGGACUUUAUUACCAAUGAUUAACGACCUUCAGAAGAGCAUCCAGCACCACUUUGAGGAUCUCUCUAAACUCUGUGACUGGAAUCGUUACAACAUCAAAUAUGCUGUCGCUUUGUCACAACAAAAGGGCAUCAAACGUUCAGCAGAGUUUUCAGCAAGUGAGGAUGAGUCUGAAAUAUCUGAAUCUGAGGAAACAAGUGAUCAUCUCACGGAAUAGGAAGAAAGAAGUGCAGCUCAAAGUUUUACUGAUGUGCUUGAGGCCAGAUGUGAAAAUUAUUCAUUCAGUGCCAUUUAAAUGACCUGCUAUACCAGACACACUGUCCUUGGUGUAGUGGUUUGUGGACUCGCGUGUAAAAGGUUAAACCAUGUAAUGCACUGUGGGGCAUUAACACUGCCACAGUUAAAUAAUGGUACUGUUUUCCUGUACUAUUUAUAUUUAUGUCCUUGGUGUAGUGGUUUGUGGACUCGCGUGUAAAAGGUUAAACCAUGUAAUGCACUAUGGGGCAUUAACACUGCCACAGUUAAAUAAUGGUACUGUUUUCCUGUACUAUUUAUAUUUAUGUCAAACCUGGCAACAACAAGUAGCAUAGAAAAGUCACUCACCUGGCUUUGGAGUCACUGCAUUUGUGGGUUCAGCAGCUCUGUAAUUUUUAACAUAGUUGUUCUGUAUUUCUUGUUUUAGCUUAUUAAUGUCAUUAUGUUUCUAGAUCUGUAAGUACUACUUUUUCCUUGGAUUAACUUAUAUUUUUUAAACUUUAGAAGCCAUGUGAAUUCUUGUUUUAAACAACUUUGAGUGAAUAUCUUGCAAUAGUCCAGAAACAUUUAUUAUAAUUUCAGAACUUGCAGGGUAUGGCUUUUCUGCUUAGACUUGUGGUUUCAGGACUACUUCAGUAGUAACAUUAGUAACACAAAUGGAGCUGCAAUUUCAUCCAUCAGGUAUUGUUACUGACACUUAUUUACUUAGGGCAGGAUUCAGAUACAUCAUUGGUAUACCAAAAAAAACUAGCUGAGCAGAGAAUAUGAUUCAUGAACUGUUUGGUGUGCAGUUCACAAAAGGGAAUGCAUUAUUUACAAGGGAACACUGUGUACCAAAGUGUGUUGGACGAUAGUGCACUGAAGCAUUGCAUGACCUUUCAUCUACUACUCUGGCACUGAGGCUCACAAUACUCAUAAAGCAAUAUGAAAACACAGAUUUGGUAUUCCACCCAGAUAUGCAGUGUGUCAGUGUGCAGUUCAGAAGCAUCACCCACAUGGUGUCUAUAGGACCUUAAGACAUUUCUUUGUAGCAAUUGAUCACACCACUUUGUGCAUAACUCAUCCCUGUAUGUAGCUGUGGUAACCAAGGGAUGACACUGACAGGCACUUGUAAGCAGUACACUUGAAGUACAUCACAGGGGUAGGAUUAUAGCCCUGUACAGGUUCCCAUAAUUGAUAAGGUGGUGAUGCAGCUGCUAGAUUGCUAUGUUGGACAGCAUAAGGGCAAUUGCAUGUUGAGUGAGCUUUAUGAAACUACAUACCUGUCUGCCCUCUGUACAGGAGUACUUUUGGGCUGUUGCAUGCCAACAACAAGCUGUAUACUGCCAUCUUCAAUUGUGCACUAAUGCUUAUCCUAAAGUAUGGAAUGCAGUCCAGAGGCAUAGGCUAAUCUGCAUGCCUUUUUGUUAGUGAUGGUAUAACACUAUCAUUUGUAUGUCAUUUAUCAAACAUGGACUUUACUGAUGAGAUCAGCAUUGACUUUUGGUAGGUUUCCAGCUGGCUGCAUUAUAUUGUUUCUGGGGAGGAAGGUGUAGUGAAGGCUGCAGUGCCCAGAUAGUGUUUCCAUAGUAUAGCAGCAAAAUCUUUAGAUCAUUGAACAGCAUUGUUAUCAAGCACUGCUCAAUUAGCACACUUCCUGCUAGCAUGACAUAGAGGGCUUGGGGAACAUUUUAUGAAUUUGAAAGCUUCUUAGGGAUAAGGACUUGUGUCAUUUUGCAGGGGUUGACAUGCAGGGCACAUGUUGAACAUGGUGCUUUGUUUAUGGCUGCUGUGAACUAGUCAGGUGCACAACUAUGCAAGUUGUUUCUCAUUGAGGAACUUCUGACACUGCUGAGGCAGUAGUUCUAAUAAAUGGGAUUUGUAGUUGGAAGUUUACAGAAGUACAAGCUGAUAUGUGUGGUGUUCAAGGAAUAGCUGCAAACUGGUGACAUUAUUUUUAGCUGUUACUGUACUCCAUAAUGUGAUUCAACCUUUAUUAUUGGCCAUAUUAGUAUAAUCUUUGACCAUCUCUUAUUGUAUUUGAUGAGGAUAUGCUGUUGUAUCGAUGCUUUUUUGACAGUUUAUCAGUAUGAAAGAAAGAUCAGAGAUUGGAUUACUGGUCUUCAUAAUAGUAAUGCCACAUAUUGGCUGUGCUUUGAUACACAAUUUAAACAUUUUGAAUCUUGAACCAAGAGAUAUGCAUGUGUCUGCCUUCACUUGACUGUGAGCAGUAAAGUGCAGGAUUAGUACAACCCACUGUUACAUAUUAUCUGGUGGGGGGUGGGUCAGUGCUUGUCUCCGAAUCUCAUGUAGUUCUUAUACGUGCUUACCCUGAUGCAAUGCAUGUCUCUGAAUCUGGCCCUGUGCAGUGUAUGCCAUGUCUCCGAAUCUUAAGAGCAUUUUACAGAACCAGAAUUUAAUAUAUGCAAGAAAGUGUUUCCAACUUUUACAAUUGAAAAUAUGAAGUUUAUUUUUUUAUAUUCAUAUUUUUAUUGAAAUGAGAUAUUCAGUUUUACUAAGAAAUGAAACAUAGCAAUAAUACAGUAUAAUAUUUUGUGAUAUCAGUAAGCUUAGCAUUAUUAUUAACAGUAUAUUAUCAGUGCGCAAAAUGGAAACAGAUUAAACAUGUAUCCCUUUAUAUGUCCUGAAGAUUCCCUCUGUUAUUAAUACAUGCAUGAUUCCUGUCAUAGCUGAUCGUGGGAGUUUCUGGAUCUAUUUCAAAGCAGUACGUGACCAUUCUUAGAGUUCAUAACUUUUUCUUUUUAAUUAAAUUAUUUCUACCUAGUAGAGUAUUUAAUUUAAAUAUUGUUGCAGUCAGUGGAGAUUUGUUUUUGGCAAAUGCAUUCUAAUGACAGACUUUAUUGUUCAUAGUAAUUUUAAAAUGUUCACUUCUGUACCCAUCAUGUACUGGAAGGAGAAGCAUGGUGAGAGUAGUAAUCUUCAUAAGAAAUGGUUUGUUAAAAGCAACUUCAGAAAACGUGUUUAAUAUGUAAUAUUCCACCUGUGCAUUGUGUGCUUUUUCAGAUUCUUUUUAUGAUAAUUUGGUACAAAUCCAUCUUUGCAAUGCGCAUUUUUUACCUCUUUAGGAGAGAGCAGACAUUGUCUUUAUUCAUUGGGGUCACUACAAGAGAAUUUUUAUUUUCCCAGAGGUGCAGCAUCCGCAGAGUUGAUAAUUUUUAUAUACGGGUGCAGUAGGAAAAGCCAUGUAUAUGUGCUGGUGGGAGCUUUAGCCCCACAUAACUAGAGGUCUCAUAUUUUUCUCUAAUGUGUAAUUUGAAAGUGUUACUGUUUUGUGUUAUGGAGCCUACACAUUUGAGUAGAUAUCAGUAUGCACUAGUUACAGUGUAGUGUACAACUGGGCCUUAUUCAAUCAGUUUGCUCUGUAAAGUAAAUUUUUGCCUUAAUGUACCAUAA